Messenger RNA from Cannabis sativa, 768 nucleotides. RefSeq lists its product as uncharacterized. NCBI's taxonomy places the organism in Eukaryota, Viridiplantae, Streptophyta, Magnoliopsida, Rosales, Cannabaceae. The transcript has a single exon. The record is from RefSeq and is a predicted model, not a curated record. Bases 1 to 768 code for a protein of 255 amino acids.
AUGGGCAUUCAGGAGGCAGCUGAGAAUAGCAAGUACUUGGGACUCCCAAGUUCGGUUGGAAGAAACAAAAAUGUCGUCUUUGGUUUUGUGAAAGACAAGGUGCAUAAACGAAUUCAAACCUGGGACAACAAGUUUCUUUCUAGAGCGGGUAAAAAAGUGCUUAUUAAGUCAGUUGUUCAAGCCCUCCCAACUUACACUAUGAAUGUCUUUCUCAUCCCCGUUGGCAUUUGUAAUGAUAUUGAGCGAGCUAUUAGCCAAUUUUGGUGGCGAUCUUCUUCUAAGAAGGGAAUUCAUUGGAUGAAUUGGGAUAAGCUUUCGGCUCACAAAGCUAAUGGUGGAAUGGGGUUUCGAGACUUUAGAGAUUUUAACCUUGCAUUAUUGGCUAAGCAAGGGUGGAGACUCCUCACUUGUGGUGAUACAUUGAUGGGGAAAAUUUUUAAAGCUCGCUACUUCUCUACGGGGUCUUUUCUUUCGGCUACUCUUGGUUCUAAUCCAAGUUACAUUUGGAGGAGUGUUCUUGAAGCCCAAGACUUGGUUCGGGCUGGGGUUAGGAAGAUGGUUGGCGAUGGAUCUACAACGAACAUUUUGGUGGAUCCGUGGCUAGCUGAUGAGUUGAAUCCGUUUAUUGAAUCUCGGCAUCCAGCUCUUGUUGGUAACUCCGUAAAGUCUCUUAUGAAGCCCGAUGAAAUUGAAUGGGAUGAUGAGGUGAUUUUGGAUGUGUUAACCGAGCGAGAUCAAGCUUUAGUCUUCAAAAUUCCACUCUCAUAA